Molecule: messenger RNA, 513 nt
Organism: Sinocyclocheilus anshuiensis
Lineage: Eukaryota; Metazoa; Chordata; Actinopteri; Cypriniformes; Cyprinidae
Product: cornifelin homolog B-like
Exons: 3
Coding region: 1-381 (126 amino acids)
Source: RefSeq, a predicted model, not a curated record
AUGGCAACCAAGAUGGUGGUUCAACAGCCCAGGCCAUUGGUAGUGGCUGCUGCAUCAGACCAGUGGAGCACCAGCAUCUGCGAAUGCGACAACGUCAAUGAAUGUUGUUUCUCUGUGUGGUGUUUCCCUUGCUUUGCCUGCAUUACAGCCAGAGACCACGGGGAAUGUCUCUGUCUCCCUCUCCUGGACAGCUGCGGGUGUAUUCCCCCAGUCACUCUCUCCAUGAGGGUUUCCACACGCCGGCGUUACGGCAUCACAGACUCUAUCUGCAAUGACUGUGUGUACUCUUUCUUCUGCGGACCGUGCUCAUGGUGUCAGAUCAGACGGGAGAUGAAGGCAAGACUCCAUCCUAUCACUCUGUUUAACAACAGGCCUACCUAAAGUUCACCGUCAUCUUCCACACCUUCAUUAUUAUUUUCACAGUACAUUCUCUGAAGCACACUUUGUCCUUAUCGGAUCACUUACAACAAGACUUGCUUGUUCUGCGGUUAUAAUCGCAGUUCUUGAUCUUCC